Molecule: messenger RNA, 5473 nt
Organism: Trichoplusia ni (cabbage looper)
Lineage: Eukaryota; Metazoa; Arthropoda; Insecta; Lepidoptera; Noctuidae
Product: two pore calcium channel protein 1-like
Exons: 17
Coding region: 1647-4052 (801 amino acids)
Biological process (GO): transmembrane transport; monoatomic ion transport
Cellular component (GO): endosome membrane; lysosomal membrane
Molecular function (GO): voltage-gated channel activity; monoatomic ion channel activity
Source: RefSeq, a predicted model, not a curated record
UUGAGGAGCCCGUCUUCGCCGUCCGACGGUUAUAAAAGGUUUAGUGAUGAUUUCGCAAACACCAGCAUCAACAAUUACGGCUCGAACGUCACAAGUAAACGAGAAGCUAUGAUUAUUAUAUGCACAGUAGCCGCCAGAAUAUGUGUACGCUUUUGUUGUAUUAACAAUACAUUUUGUGAUUCAUUUAACAUUUUGUUUUAAUUUAUUUCACCUUGUUUCGAGCAUUAACUAUCUAUAAUCCAUUCAUAUGUGGUCCAGAGAAAUCGAUUAACUGCUACCCUGAUGCCUAAACUGAUUUCUGACGCACUGGAAUGACUCAUAAGCUUCAUAAACUACCUAUGCAUAAAAUAAACAGUAGGUAUAUUGUGAGCUUGCCCUAAAUCCUGGUAGAUGAAGCUUUCGAAGCCUAUUCUUUCUAAACCCUGCACGUAUGUUAGUAGCUGCUUGUCUUGCAUGGCGAUAAUAAUAAAUCGAGAUUUGUGUGUCUUUAAGUAAUAAUAAUUACGUUUAUAAUAAAUACGGUGAUCGUCGCAAGUUUCCGUAAAAAAAUAAGAGUAAAUAUGUAUGUAUAAGUAUUUAAAUCUCAUUGCGAGAUGUAUCUUGAAGAGUAAGCAAAGUGAAAUACCCAUAAUCUAGAUAUUAAUCCAGUUUUAUCUAGUAUGUUCAAUUGCUACUGAUUGGCUUAACUAGAGUGAUCCUAUUUGUACCACUAUCAAUAUAAUAAACAUUUGUGUUAUGAUAACUGUAGUAUCAAAAAGGUUGACAUCUCUGAAAAAUACUACAUAGGUAGAUUAACCUAGGUAUGUACGCAAAAUAAGCAUAAAAUCAUUGUUUGUUUGACAAUAUUUUUUUAGAAAUUGCGUAAUUUCCAUUCACGAAUAAUACUUACGAUAUUUUGUGUGCAUGCUACUUACGUCCUGUAAACCUAGGUAUCAAUAAUCCCGACAAUGCGUUUUUUUGUCGGAAAUAAAAAGUUAAGUUAUCAAUAAAUUAACAUUGUAAACUUCCUUAUAUAGAAAUUUGCCUAUCAUUUACAAAAAAUUCGUAUAUACCGCCUCUUUGCUAAAAAUUCUAAUCGCGACCUGUAUCAAAUACAUGGCUUGUAUCACAUCGAUACAUUAUCAGUUUAUCAACCACUUGAUACCUCUUGUCAAGAAGUCUGGGGUUAGCAAUAUUUGGUUGACGUAUGAAAUUUAUUUGCAAAUGGAAAGUGUCAUUCUCUUUUCUGAACCCUGUGGUUUUUGGUAAUAAGCUACUGAAAUGCAAGUCUUGAAUUCGAUCUGAAAAAAAUCGAAAUAUUGUAUAGGUACCGACUAGCUAUUUAUUUGUAUAUACCAACUACCAUGGAUACCAACUAUGACCAAAUAAGCCACGUCAGGACAAGGUUAUGGCAAAGAAAAAUUCAGAAAAAACGAAACCUAAAGAAUGCCUUCUUAUUACACAUUUACAAUAAUCUAUAGGUUAGAGUUAGCUACAUACUGCAUUUACUAUUAAACUACAAAUUUUCAAUGAUUACUAACUCCCCGAAUGUUUUCAACAACUGGCGUGAUUUUGCUGUCUGAAAUUCUGAAUGAUUCUCUAUCAUGAUUCAGUGGUCGACAGAAAAUGAUUGUUUUAACGUGAAUAAAUAAGUGUUGUGUGUGAAAAUGUCGAAAGCAGUGUUAAGUGUUACGGAAACAGUGUAUUACUCUUUUAAGGAUCAUUGGUAUAAACUAAAGUCAUAUACGCGAACUGGCACAGAUGGCGCUGGCGACUCCGGAACCCUGGACAUGGGCAGCAGGUCCUCGCUGCACACUGGACUCAACAUGUCUGAGGACGAGCAUUGGGAGAUGAACUACCAUGAAGCGGCCAUUUAUUUGGAGGAAGGCUUAAACAAUGAGAAGUUCGACUCACAUCCGUCGAGCCCCGAGGAGUUGCCGGCGUACCUGAGGGUGCACAACCCCUGGUAUCACGGCCUGGAUCUGCUAGCCUCACUAGUCCUCAUCCUUCUAGCCUUCACCGAGGACCCCGCUGUGCCUACCUUUGAGUUACCAGUUUGGGCGCACGGGACGAUAGAACUGCUGGCGUUAACGGUGAUUGGCGUGGAGCUACACUUGAAGCUGAAGUGGAUCGGCUGGGGGACCAUACUCAAGCACAAGCGGACCAUGAUUAAGGGUAUAACGUUACUGAUAAUGGUGCUGGAGGCGGUGGUGGUGCUGUGCCGGCAGUCCUCGCACUUCCGGGUGACGCGGGCGCUGCGCCCCAUCUUCCUGGUGGACACGAGGCACUGCGGAGGCGUCAGGCGGUUCAUCAGACAGAUCCUGCAGUCGCUACCACCUAUUAUUGAUAUGUUAGGGUUACUAAUGUUCUUCGUGGCGACAUACUCCCUGCUCGGCUACUAUCUGUUCUCGGAGCACGUGGAUAACGGACACUUCCAGACCAUCAGUGAUUCAUUCGUCAGCAUGUUCGUCUUGCUCACAACUGCCAAUUUCCCAGACGUGAUGAUGCCUUCAUAUGCCAAGUCCAAAUGGUACGCCGUGUUCUUCAUACUCUACAUCAUCACAGUGUUAUACGUGCUUAUGAACUUGAUGUUGGCCGUGGUAUACGAGACCUUCACCCGCAUCGAGCGUGAGAAGUGCCGCGCGCUGCUGCUGCACCGGCGCCGCGCCGCGCGCCACGCCUUCCGCCUGCUCGUGUCGCGCCGCGCGCCGCACGCCGUCAGGCUGCGACACUUCGCGGGGCUCAUGAGGCAUUAUGCGCCUCAUUAUAGUGGCUUAGACGUGUACCUGAUGUUCAAGCAGCUAAACCAGUCAUCCUCCGGAGGGCUCUCCCGCAGCGAGUUCGCGAAUCUGUACGAAGUGUUCGCGCUGCGCUGGGCGGGCCAGCAGUCGCGGGCGCCAUGGUACUCGCAGUCGCCACUGGAGCCGAUUGGCAGGGCGGCGGCUGCGGCCGUCAGGUGGCCAUACUUCGAGUAUCUUAUCUAUGCCCUGAUAAUUGGUAACGGCGUGGCGAUGGUCCUGCGCGUGUGCGAGGCGGCUGGUGACCUGCAGGACAGCGCGCGCCUGUUGUGCGCCUCCUGGGACACCUGGCUGUUCCUCACGUUGUUCCUGAUGGAGGCGGCACUCCGUAUGAUGGCGUCAGGGCUGGCGGUGUACCUGGAGAGCGGCUGGAAUGUCUUCGAUCUGAGCGUGACGCUGCUCGCGCUCAUGGGCGCUGUGCUGCUCAGCAUCGCACCUAAACUCUUCAUCGUUGUGAUCUUUAGGCCUUUAAGACUGAUGCGUCUCUACAAGUUGAAGAAGCGGUACCGAGACGUGUUCGGCACGCUGGUGCUGCUGUCCCCUCUCAUGUCUUCCGCCGGCUGCGUCAUGCUCGUCAUGUACUACUUCUUCGCCAUCAUUGGCAUGGAGCUGUUCGCAGGAUACGAUUUGAGAAAUUGUUGUGUUAACACCACCGUGGAGGACUUCUACAAGUACUCGCUGAACAGUUCAACAGCCCUCGGCUACUACUACCUGAACAACUUCGAGAACAUCGUGACAAGCGGUGUGACGCUGUUCGAGCUGACCGUCGUCAACAACUGGUUCAUUCUCAUGAAUGCGUAUGCCACUGUCGCUGGGCAGUUCAGCAGGAUUUAUUUCAUGGUAUUCUAUCUAUUCACGAUGGUGGUGCUGACUAUCGUGGUGGCGAGCGUGCUGGAGGCGUUCCGGUUCAGAAUACAGUAUAAGCGCAGCACCAGCAAGAGAGAUGAGGAAAAGCUUCUGCACGAGGAAGUGCACACAAGUUGGGAGGAGGCGCAGAGGCUAGGAGCCAGCGGGGACCUCGCCGACGAACUGAGGCCGAACCUACCGCCUGGGGUAGAGGUAACGUUUAUUGGAUCUCGUCCACGAACGAAGGAGGUCCUACAGAGGAGGAUGUACCAGACUGACAUCCAGAAGUGGCUGGCCGAGGAGGAUGAGAAUGAGGGUCUUCCACCAUCAACGACAAUAACCUCAAGCGAGGAUCCUCUGUCCCCGCCUCUCAUCCACCAGCCCGACAGCGAGAACAACCACCAGAUGAGAACAGGGUACCAAUUGUAGAACUUAAUACAUUUAGCACUGUACCACAGGCUGAUGUUCAUCUGGGACGCGCUCAAGAGCUUAUGAUGGGCUAUCUGAGGAUGGGCCUUAAGCUGGCUACAAGCUUACAUAACACGAGGCGUUUCAAGAUCAGCUUUGCGGUACGUGCUAAAAACAAAUGAAUCUAAAUUCCUACAAAGGAAUUGACAGCUUCACCGGAUUUGACGUUUAAUUGCAGUGAAUUUUGUGAAUGUAUCCGAACUUUUCCAUAGAUAAUUGUAACUUUUUUAAUGUAUGUGUGUCAGUGUACUUCAGUCCAAUUUGUUGUUAAAAAAAACAAGCAGUGGAGUUAAGGGGCAGUGAUUAAUCAAUAUAAAAAUCGUAAUUCUCACGUAGAAAGUCUUUAAAAAAAUAUAAAAGUAUUAGAUGGAUCCUUAACCCGCCAGCUAUUAAUACUCUGCCAGUUAGAAAUACCUGUAUUCGAAUAGCGUGAAUGUAUUAUCAUUAAGAUGGUUAGAUAACAGCUGUGAUAGAAAAUUGUAUAAUUGAAGGUUUAUGCGUACAUUAGAUAUGUAAAUAGAUAGUCUAGACUUGUCUGUUGAGUCUAGUAAUGUUUCUCGUAGCCGUAUUAUGCCGUGGUUGAGAUUACCUGGUCUUGUAUUACUAAUCUAGUAGAAAAGUUAUUUUUAUUGUAGGAAAUGUAUGAAAUAAGAUAAACUUAUUAAAAAUGACUAUCACACUUUGGUUGAUGUAAAUAAUUGUGUCUAUUACUUUAAUGUAGACUUUAUUAUGAACUUCUAACAAAGAGAUGGUGCUAUGCAUUAACAUUAAUGCUAUCUCUUUCUAACACCGAUUACUGUUAAUGUCUAAUUAUUUAUCUUGUGCUGAUCAUUAGUAUACAAUGAUCACCAAAGUAUAGUAGUGCGAAGAUAACUAAAAUAUGGUGAAUUAAUUACUUUCAAGUAUUAUUUUAAUACUAUUUUUGGUUGUGUAUUUUGUUUUGGUUGUAAGUUAAACAUUACCAAAUAAACAAGGCAUAGAAGUACACUCUAAUAUUAAUGUAAGAGAUUUUUUUUAUUUUUCAUCAAUUUAUUGUUUCAAUAAUGAUGACUGUAUAAUGUUAACUAGUGGAGUCAACAAUUAAAUGAUAUUAUAAUAAUAUAUGAAGCGCCUUCGUAGAUUUAGAUAGAUAAGAAAGCGAACAAAUAACGAAACGAAAUUAAAAAAGUACUAUUCACUGUGUAAAACUAUGGUUAAUUUACAAAAAAAUCCUAUGUUAUUCCAAUCAAGAAUUUAAAAUGGUAUAGGCCGAGGAUAUAAGACUUUUCAAAAUUUUCAAAUGCAAAAAAACUUUUUUUUUAAAGCCCUAGUGGACCAUUGAUCGAAUUAUCUAAAUGAUUUAAUUUAUUUAACCAAAUAAUGAUUUGUGAUUUAUUAUUUAU